AUGACCAAGAAGAGGAGAAAUAACGGUCGUGCGAAGAAGGGCCGUGGGCAUGUGCAGCCCAUCCGCUGCACUAACUGCGCCCGCUGUGUUCCCAAAGACAAGGCUAUCAAGAAAUUUGUCAUCAGGAACAUUGUGGAGGCGGCUGCCGUGAGAGACAUCUCGGAGGCCAGCGUCUUUGACUCUUAUGUUCUGCCCAAGCUCUACGUGAAGCUGCACUACUGUGUCAGCUGUGCCAUCCACAGCAAGGUGGUGAGGAACCGCUCCCGUGAGGCCAGGAAAGACCGUACUCCUCCACCCAGAUUCAGGCCAGCUGCUGGUGCUCCGAGAGCUCCUCCAAAGCCCAUGUAA
Menidia menidia (Atlantic silverside) is the source of this 348-nucleotide messenger RNA. Lineage: Eukaryota; Metazoa; Chordata; Actinopteri; Atheriniformes; Atherinopsidae. The record is from the annotation of a GenBank genome assembly.